Molecule: messenger RNA, 732 nt
Organism: Tuber melanosporum (Perigord truffle)
Lineage: Eukaryota; Fungi; Ascomycota; Pezizomycetes; Pezizales; Tuberaceae
Exons: 4
Coding region: 1-615 (204 amino acids)
Biological process (GO): proteasome assembly
Cellular component (GO): nucleus; cytoplasm
Source: RefSeq, a predicted model, not a curated record
AUGCCACCAAGUUAUCACAGCACGUUUCCUCAACUUGAACUCCAUCAUACCUCACCCCCCUCCACCCACAACACAGCCUUUAUUCACCGAUCCAUCUAUCGAACAGCCAUCAUCGACAACAAUCCCAUCAACCAAUCCAACCAAACUCGCGUUUCUCAAACAAGCAAAACAGAGAUGUCCCUUCGUUUCAUCCCCCCCGCAACCUCAACUCCCGCAACCCUCCCUGCCCCCACGGCGUCCGCGCCCUCGGCCGCCUCCAUCCCUGACACCCUCCGCGCCGGCGGCCCCACCUCCCUCGCUUCGACCCUGAACUCCAGACACCCGCUCGAGGCACGCCUAGCGCAGUGGGAUGAGACACAGGAGAAGCUUAAGAUGGAGAACCUUCGCCGCAUGUUUGGCGUGCAGGAGGUUAUCCGCCGCGGGAUGGAGAUAAAGAUUGCCGGGUCGGAUUGGAGGCCGGCGCAGUUGGGAGGUCCGUCGAACUUUCACUUGGAUAUUUUGAGGGGCGUGGAUGAGAGGAUUGAGUGGGAGGAUGUGUUUAAAGGGAAUGAUAAUACUUUUGAGAUGCCGGACUUCCAUGUCGAGAUGGAGAGGAAGCUUAGAAUGAAUUGGUAGAUUUUGGGAAGGGGCUUGCUACUGUUUCAUGUCACGAGAUGGGGAGAAAGGGGAGAGGUGGGGGUAGAUGAGAUACCGUUUGCUAUGGAUAAGAAAAAAAGGUCCUUUUAAACUUAA